AUAAUUAAAGUUUUCGCAAAGGUCGGCAUAAUAAUUCUUCAGUUUGUCAUAAAUAUAAAUUUCCAAAUAUUUAGCAUAGUUCCAAAUCUGUUUGUUCCGCUCCUGUAGAGGAACAGGGUGGUAAUAACGAAAGAACGAAUUCCAUGAUACCAAAAUGUGUCAGUAAAAAGUCUGUAAAAUUUCCUGGGGAAUGUAAUCUUGUUACGUGUGUGAUAGAUCCAGUUGAUCCUUGGUUAAACAGACAGUGCUUAUCACCUGCUGAGUUAAUCAGUGUUUAUAAAUUUCAAUGUAAUCUCUCUUCGAUCCAACCUUUGUAUAGUGUCAUUUCACAGUUACAAUCUAUAGAUUUGAGACAGUCUCUAGAACGGAAACACGUUUUUAAUCUUAAAGGUUGUCAACUUAAUGGUGGACAUAUUGAUAUGCUGGAAUAUGUUUUCAAAUACGUCCAAUUUCAAUACGUAAAUUUGGAAAACACCAAUCUUGAUGACGAGUCUGUUGAAUCAUUAUAUGAAAUUUUGAGUUAUUAUGAAACAUGUACAGGAUUGUGUUUGGCUCGAAACCCUAAUGUUACGUCUACCGGCUGGAUCCCCGUCGCUUUUCUAUUUCGAGAAGUGCCGUAUAUGGAAUGGCUUGAUUUAAGAGAAAACAACUUGGGUUUAACUUUUGUACAAAUAUUAUCAUCAUCUCUUCGUAUACCACGAAAAGACUUUAAACCAAAAGAGUUUAAAAAAGAAAGUUUUGAUAAAAAUUGUAAUCGUCUCUCUGAGAAAUUAUCUGAUAAGGAUACUUUCAGAACUUCUAAGAAUGUAUCGAUUACAGAAUCAAAUUUAAGCUCAUCAAAAACACUGCCUUUUCAUUCACGUGGGUUACAUUUUGGUAGUACAGGUAUUAAUGGGCAAUUAUUACAUAUACUAAUUCCGGGAAUUCGCUUGGGUUGUAUUACUGAUCUUCGAUUACCCGAUAAUGGAAUUACUGGAUCUGAUGCUAAAUUUUUAGUGCCACUGUUACGUUAUAGUUCUCAUCUGAAAUAUCUAGAUCUGAGUAGAAAUCUACUCGGGGACUUGGGUUGUUCAACUAUAUCACAGGCACUAGCUUCACCUUGUUUUUCAUCCGAAAUACUCAAUUCAGAUGAAAAUCAACGCGGUUUAAUCCGACUGUUUUUAUCAGAAAAUAUGAUAACCCGAUCAAGUAUGAAUAAAUUGGCAACUGGAUUAAUACGCUGCACACGUUUAACAACGUUACAAUUAUCUGGCAAUUUAAAUAUUGGCUCUUCCGGUUUAUUUGAUUUAAAGUCAAGUCUUAUCAGUUGUCCAUGUUUAAAGCGUUUGGGUAUUGCAUUUUGUGGUAUUGAUCAUGAUGGUGCAGCAUGCAUUACAGAGAUAUUAUUAAAAACAACAUCUCGUUUCAAAAUAAUAGAUCUGACAGGAAAUCCUAUUGGCAUAGAAAAUUGUUUAGCAUUAUUAAACUCUUCAGCUUAUUUAGAUGAAAAAGUUAGAAUCAUAGGUUUAGAGUUUCAACCAUCAUCGUUAAUGCAAUAUGCAAGACAGUUAUCGGAAAAAGAAAAUAAUAGUCUUUUGCAUCAGAGUAAUAAUAAUUCACAGGUUCAAAGUGAUGGACUGACUCCAGAUCGAGAUUAUCAACGGCUUAAACAUAAGAAUCGGAGACAUUCUCAGAUUAGUUCAUCGAAACAUUCAAUUUAUGGAAAAACUAAAUUCACUUCCUUACCUACAAUUGACUACAAUCAUAAACCAUAUUCAGAACUUAAUCCAAAAUAUUUGUGGGGUGACAGUUCAGAUGAUGAAGAUAGAGUGAAUGAUACUGAUGAUAACAAUGUAUCUGUAAUUACAAAAACAAAUAGAAAUUACCUUUCAGAACAAAACUACAAACAAAUUAGCAAAAACGAAUGGACAAAACAUCAUUCUAUUAGUUGAACUGUAUACAUAUUUUCAUGAGAUUCAAAUAUUUCAUAGAAAAAUUCCUCCCGCUGUUUUCAGUCUUAACUUGAUUGUUAGAUUUAUACAAAUGUAUCAAAUAACCUUGAAUUAUGUAAAUUACACAGCUUUUACUGUGUACUUACAUCACUCAUGUAAAGUCGUCAGAUUUCUGUCAACAAUCUUUUCUAAUGAAUAUAUGUAUUUUUCCAC
Messenger RNA from Schistosoma guineensis, 2144 nucleotides. The record is from the annotation of a GenBank genome assembly. Lineage: Eukaryota; Metazoa; Platyhelminthes; Trematoda; Strigeidida; Schistosomatidae.